This is a messenger RNA of Corapipo altera (White-ruffed manakin), 353 nucleotides long. RefSeq names its product glutamate receptor ionotropic, NMDA 2D-like. Gene Ontology annotation, biological process: synaptic transmission, glutamatergic; excitatory postsynaptic potential; long-term synaptic potentiation. The transcript has 2 exons. The annotation marks the transcript as partial. Gene Ontology annotation, cellular component: plasma membrane; postsynaptic density membrane; postsynaptic membrane. Lineage: Eukaryota; Metazoa; Chordata; Aves; Passeriformes; Pipridae. Gene Ontology annotation, molecular function: transmitter-gated monoatomic ion channel activity involved in regulation of postsynaptic membrane potential; NMDA glutamate receptor activity. The record is from RefSeq and is a predicted model, not a curated record.
UUCCAGCGUCCCCAGGAGCAGUACCCCCCGCUGAAGUUCGGGACGGUGCCCAACGGCAGCACGGAGAAGAACAUCCGCAGCAACUACCCGGCCAUGCACAGCUACAUGGUCAGAUACAACCAGAGGGGCGUGGAGGACGCCCUGCACCACCUCAAAACGGGGAAGCUGGACGCCUUCAUCUACGACGCGGCCGUGCUGAACUACAUGGCCCGCAAGGAGGAGGGCUGCAAGCUCGUCACCAUCGGCUCGGGGAAGGUCUUCGCCUCCACCGGCUACGGCAUCGCCCUGCAGAGGGGAUCCCGCUGGAAACGCCCCGUCGACCUCGCCCUGCUCCAGCUCCUGGGGGACGGUGG